Molecule: messenger RNA, 3689 nt
Organism: Calypte anna (Anna's hummingbird)
Lineage: Eukaryota; Metazoa; Chordata; Aves; Apodiformes; Trochilidae
Gene: FZD10
Product: frizzled class receptor 10
Exons: 1
Coding region: 867-2624 (585 amino acids)
Biological process (GO): canonical Wnt signaling pathway; non-canonical Wnt signaling pathway
Cellular component (GO): plasma membrane
Molecular function (GO): Wnt-protein binding; Wnt receptor activity
Source: RefSeq, a predicted model, not a curated record
UGAAAGCCCCAGCUGCUCCAGCCCCAGGAGCUGCUGCUAUUGCGAGGGGAGCGGAGCGGAGCAGGCACACAGACAACGCUCGCACGCCAGCCCUGUGCUCUGCAAAGCGCAGAAGAGCCGACCUAUUGCAAACCCAGACCAGAGGGCGGCGAGAAGCGGCGGGGGGGGAUUUUUUAGGCCCCUCUCUUCAAUGCCUUAGAUAUUUCCUCCUCCUCCUUUAUUCUGCUCUCGGAUAAACCAAUCCCCACCUCUCGGCGAGCAAGUACGGAGCUGUGACCCGGUCUAGGAAGAGGAAAAUCCCUGGAGAAACCCGCUGCACCAAAAAGCCGCCCGGGACAUGUGCAAGUUGGAGCAGUGAUCGCUCGGAUCUGCCCAGACCCAAACUAUUCCGGCAUCGCUCUGCCUGUGCUCCGAGGAAGCAGCAGCGGGGAGGAGGAAGGGUGGUGGAAAGACGGAUCGCAAAAGUGGAAGCCCAAGGAAAAGAAAGUUGCCGGGCUCCCCGCCGUAAGUUUUACGCAACUGUGGAUCGGGGGUACUUUCUCUUUUCCAGUCUGCUUGCGAAGCCGCCCGCCCGCUUCCCUGCGCGGCCGCGGGACCGAUGCUGAGGGGCGAGGGGCCCUGAGGGGUGCGGGCGCUGCCCGCCGCCGCGGCCCGGGCUAUGCUGACCUCCGUCUCGCCGUUCCCCGCUGCCCGGCUCCCUCGCGAAGGUCGGGGGCGAUGCUGUCCCGGGCAGGAGCUGUGGGGCCGCUGAAGUGAAUCCCUCCCGCUCCUCGCCCCCCCGCCCCGCACGGCCCCGGCGCCAGGCGCCUGCGGGAGGCAGCCGCGCUCCGGCCGCACGCCUGGCUGCCCGCGCCGCUGCCGCCACAAUGGGGCCAGCGAGGAGGAACUUCGUCCGGGCUCUCCUGGUGCUCUGCUGGCUGACCUGCGCCUGUACGGGGAUAAGCUCCAUAGACAUUGACCGCCCCGGUGACGGGAGGUGCCAGCCGAUAGAAAUCCCCAUGUGCAAGGAUAUAGGGUACAAUAUGACGAGGAUGCCUAACCUGAUGGGACACGAAAACCAAAGGGAAGCUGCCAUUCAGCUGCACGAGUUUGCCCCCUUGGUGGAGUACGGUUGCCACAGCCAUCUGAAAUUUUUCCUCUGCUCCCUCUAUGCCCCGAUGUGCACAGAGCAGGUUUCCGCACCGAUCCCAGCCUGCAGGGUCAUGUGCGAGCAAGCGAGGCUGAAGUGUUCUCCUAUUAUGGAGCAGUUCAAUUUUAAAUGGCCAGACUCCUUAGACUGCAGCAAACUGCCCAACAAGAAUGACCCCAAUUAUCUGUGCAUGGAAGCCCCCAACAACGGAUCGGAUGAGCCACCCAGAGGAUCCAGCAUGUUGCCACCCAUGUUCCGUCCACAGCGGCCCAGCAGUGGCCACGAUCUGCAGCAGCAUAAGGACAGCCUCAGCAGAACCUCCUGUGAAAACCCUGGCAAGUUCCACCAUGUGGAAAAGAGCGCUUCCUGUGCGCCACUCUGCACUCCAGGGGUUGAUGUUUACUGGAGCAAGGAUGACAAACAAUUUGCUGUCAUUUGGAUUGCCAUCUGGUCAAUUCUGUGCUUCUUCUCCAGUGCUUUUACUGUACUCACUUUUCUGAUAGAUCCUCAGCGUUUCAAGUACCCUGAGAGGCCCAUUAUCUUCCUUUCAAUGUGCUACUGUGUCUAUUCAGUGGGGUACAUUAUUCGCCUCUUUUCAGGUGCUGAAAGUAUUGCCUGUGAUAGGGACAGCGGCCAACUCUAUGUCAUCCAGGAAGGACUGGAGAGCACUGGCUGCACCAUUGUCUUCCUGGUUCUGUAUUACUUUGGUAUGGCAAGUUCCUUAUGGUGGGUAAUCUUGACUUUAACUUGGUUUCUAGCAGCUGGGAAAAAGUGGGGGCAUGAAGCAAUUGAAGCAAACAGUAGCUACUUUCAUUUGGCAGCGUGGGCCAUUCCAGCUGUGAAGACCAUAAUGAUCCUAGUUAUGAGAAGGGUGGCUGGAGAUGAGCUGACAGGGUUGUGCUAUGUUGGAAGCAUGGAUGUGAAUGCCUUGACGGGGUUUGUGCUCAUUCCUUUGGCCUGUUAUCUAAUCAUUGGCACUUCUUUUAUUCUUUCUGGGUUUGUGGCCCUUUUUCAUAUCAGGAGGGUGAUGAAAACAGGUGGAGAAAAUACUGACAAGUUGGAGAAACUUAUGGUCAGGAUUGGUGUCUUCUCAGUCUUGUAUACAGUGCCUGCAACUUGUGUGAUAGCUUGCUAUUUUUAUGAAAGACUUAAUAUGGAUUAUUGGAAAAUAGUGGCAACUCAACAGAAAUGCAAGAUGAACAACCAGACUAAAAAUUUAGACUGCAUGAUGAAUAAUUCUAUUCCAGCAGUAGAAAUUUUUAUGGUAAAAAUUUUUAUGUUAUUAGUUGUGGGCAUUACUAGUGGUAUGUGGAUUUGGACUUCCAAGACUCUCCAGUCCUGGCAAAAUGUUUGUAGUCGAAGAUUAAAGAAGAGAAGUAGGAGAAAACCUGCAAGUGUUAUUACAAGUAGUGGAAUCUACAAAAAACCUCAACAUCCACAGAAAACUCACCUUGCAAAAUAUGAAUCAACAUUACAACCACCCACUUGUGUGUGACCAGGCUUUAGAAAAGACUGUAUCUCACCUUACAGACUUACAAAUGUCCAUCAUAGCAGUCAGAUUUUUUCUAAAAAUGGUGCUUUUUUUUUUUUUGUCAGAGAGCAGUUUAAUAUCUCAAGGCAAAAAAUGUACCUGCUGAAUUCAGGACCUGAUGAAAAACUGAAGGUACUUACAGAAAGGUUUCCAGUGAAAGGAAUAUUGUGAAUUAGAACAGUCUCUUCUGUUACUAAUUUGUAGUUAAGUACUUUAUCCAGCCCUCAGUUUUAUUUAAAAAAAAACCAAAACCCCAACACCCUAUUUAAUUUUUUCAUGUAGCUGAGCUGGAUUUCCUACAGGUUUCUGAGUAACAAGGUAUAGUCAAGUUUUAUGGAGCAAUUAUUUUAUUUUAAAAGUGCCCAAGUGAGCGUUUUCUCUUUAGGGAAUCUAAGGUCCCAAAGAGGCCUGUCCUCAGUAGGUGUGCUAUCUGUGAAUGCAACUUCCAUGCUAACUUUAAAAAAGAAAAGAGAUAAAUCCUUUACAACUGAUCUCAGCCUAGUGGGUUUGGAGUGCCUAAAAAUAGGUUCAAUCUAUAAUGCUCACCAAUAUUCUUUCACUAAAAGAGAAACUUCCUGCACCAGACGCAAACUUUGUGAAUAAGAAUAAUGUGCAAUACAUUUUUUUUUCUUACCAUGACAUGAAAAGAGAAACAAGUAUUUUGCUGUACAUAAAGACAACAAAAGAAAUCUCUUCACAAAAGAACUAAGAGGUCUAGUCCUCAGAAACCCUUUAGUGUUACAUUUUGUGGCUUUUUAAUGGAAAUCAAGCCAAUGUUAUACACGUUUGGACUGAUUUGUGCAAAAAAAAGGGGGGGGAUCAAUUCAAAGAGACCCAAAGGGCUUAUUGACUCUUUCUAUUGUUAAACAAAUUCUCAGUAUGAAUAGAUCAAGAAGCACUAGAUUCUGCAAAGGGAAGCUUUGUAUAGAGUGAUGCUCUUUACUGUGCUGGGGGCGCACAGUUCUGUGCUGUAUAUAUUUGUAAUAUACAAUUAUUUUUCAUGCUCCAAUAUUUUAUUAAAAAUAAAAU